AUGGAUUUUACUGAAGUUAUCGAUAACGCUAAACGAUUUGCUGGAGGAAAAAAGGAUGAAAACCAUUACGAUGAUUUACCUGUUGAUAGACUUCACAAUCGAUAUACAGUUGCUAUUUUAGUAUGCUUUUGUAUUGCUAUUUCAACAUAUCAAUAUGCUGGUGAUCCAUUAGAAUGUUGGGUUCCUGCUCAAUUUACUUCAGCAUAUGAAACUUUUACCAAUCGUUUAUGUUAUAUACAAAAUACAUAUCAUGUACCAAAACAUCAAUCAAUUCCACAAGAUUAUAAUUUACGACGUGAACGAACACUUAAAUAUUAUCAAUGGAUUAAUUUUGUUCUUUUAUUGCAAGCUCUUUUUUUUAGUUUACCACGUAUUAUAUGGCAAUCAUUUAAUGAUAAAAUUGGUUUAUCACUUGAAAAUUUAGUUGAUGCAGCAAAUAAAUAUGAAUCAUUUGAUCAUGAUGACGAUCGUAGCUCAGUUGUGCAAUAUAUUUCUGACUGUCUACAACGAUAUGAUGAGUAUGUCAAUCCUCCAAAACGUGAUAAAUCAUCUGCUGUUCAACGUAUGAAUCAUCAAUGUCGUUUAUUUUGUCAAGCUCGUACAGGCGCAUCACUUGUUUGCUUUUACUUUUUUAUUAAAUUUCUUUAUAUAAUCAAUUUAAUAUUACAAAUAUUUUUUCUACAAUAUUUUCUUAGUUAUCAUGAUGUAAAUUAUUUACAAUAUGGUCUUAAUGCAUUAGGAGCAUUAUUUUCUGGUUUUUCAUUACCAGAAAGUAAAUUGUUUCCACGUAUAACAUUAUGUGAUUUUCAUAUACGUGAAUUAGGUGAACGUCAUUAUUAUACAGUUGAAUGUAUACUUGUUAUAAAUAUAUUUAUUGAAAAAAUGUAUUUUAUUCUUUGGUUAUGGUUUUGGUUAUUAUUAAUAAUAACAAUAAUUGAUAGCUUACGUUUAAUUUAUCGAUUGUUUGUGCGUCAUUCACGUAAUGUUUUUAUUGUUCAACAUUUAGAUUUAAUUGUUAAAAGUCGUGUAUCAAAUGAAGGACAAUUUCGACAUUUUCUUCGAUAUUUUCCUAUGGAUAAUAUAUUUGCUUUAUGGAUUAUAGAAGCUAAUGCAAAUACACUUAUUGUUGCUGAAAUACUUGAUGAAUUAUUGUAUCGCAAAAUUCAUGAUGGUUCUGAUGUAUAA
Rotaria sordida is the source of this 1185-nucleotide messenger RNA. NCBI's taxonomy places the organism in Eukaryota, Metazoa, Rotifera, Eurotatoria, Philodinida, Philodinidae. The record is from the annotation of a GenBank genome assembly.